AUGUGGGAGCAACGGAACUCCGUUCAACAUUCGGAUGAUAACGUUCAAUUACGUGAACGUCACAGUACUGUCAAUGAGGGGAUUCACUCACAGUUUGAUAUGGGUCCCGAUGACUUGCCUAAGGAAAUUCAACCGAUGCUAACAAGCCGUCGACGAGUCCUUCGCAAGUCAUUGGUAGACAAGGAAGAGUGGCUUAAGUUGCUUUGUCAGGAACGCAGAGAUUUCCGUCGCUCCAUGAAAGCACAACGCCGCAGUCUCCCCUGGACCCUGACCAACUUUUUGCGGGACCUUACAUGCCCCAAAUUCACCCCGCCACGUCGCGGGAGAAGUCUUUACCCCUUUGGGAAACUUGAGCAACUUCUUUAUUAUUAUUCGCUUUCGGAGGUAGUGGUAGCGGGCAUCCAUGGACAAGCAUCGGACAAGGCGCCCCCAAAUACAGUGGAAAAGAAGUGGCCCACAAGACUCUCCUAUCUGAAGAGAGUUGCUGGUACUACGACCUCAGCUCAGCUUCCCACCCUCUGGCACGAGCUAGCAAAGUGUAAGAAGCACGAAUCAAUUGGAAUUGUGCAGUCCCUGCUGGACGAUGAGGCCGAGAAACUGAACCUCAAUCUGGAAUUCAUCGUUUCAGCCCGAGUAAUCAAGAGCCUGGUGGAACUGGAAUUUCGUUCGCGCGGCGACGUUGAAAAGGGUUUGAACGUGUUUAAUAGUGUCUGUUUCCAGCACUACAAGAAUGCAAACGCGAUCAAUGAUUACAACAAGAGCGAUUAUUGGUUGACGGGCGAAAAGACGACCGCUUCAAUGAAGGAUCAUCAAGCCCACGACAAGAUCAAGCAUGCUAUCUUCCCAAAGGAUCCCAUGCAGUUCCGUGAGAUGGUCAAUGGUAUGCGGGUAUUCUACCGUGUAGUGUUUGGGAAAACUCAUCCACUGACAGCCGUGUAA
Cylindrotheca closterium is the source of this 939-nucleotide messenger RNA. The record is from the annotation of a GenBank genome assembly. NCBI's taxonomy places the organism in Eukaryota, Bacillariophyta, Bacillariophyceae, Bacillariales, Bacillariaceae.